Messenger RNA from Zalophus californianus (California sea lion), 6090 nucleotides. RefSeq names its product ciliogenesis associated kinase 1 (gene CILK1). The transcript has 16 exons. Gene Ontology annotation, cellular component: cytoplasm; cilium; nucleus. Bases 780 to 2576 code for a protein of 598 amino acids. Gene Ontology annotation, biological process: protein phosphorylation; intraciliary transport; intracellular signal transduction. Gene Ontology annotation, molecular function: protein serine/threonine kinase activity; ATP binding. The record is from RefSeq and is a predicted model, not a curated record. Lineage: Eukaryota; Metazoa; Chordata; Mammalia; Carnivora; Otariidae.
UUGUUUUUCUGCCGGAGGCUGGAGAGCGGCCGGGUUCCUGCUGCUCCACCAUGCGCCGCGCGGCCCGUGCGACUCGCCGGACCUCCCGGGCGUCCCUGCACGGACCGCUCGGUCUGUCCUAGCAGGGAUCGCCCCCAUCCCCAGUUCCCCUGCGGGCCGCUGCGCCCCAGUCGCCGAGGAGCUGCGCUCACCGCAGGGGCGGGCCCCCGCCUGGGUUCGCGGCGCCAGUGUAAUAUGACCUGUGAUAAAGUGCUGAUAACGAGUGACUGCCCUCUUGGUUACUAUGGAAGAUAAUGUUCCACAGCCAAAGGCAGAAGACUGAUCUUUGAAAAUAUGUAUUUGGGAGAUAGUCACGUUCUAUUGAAUACCUUGUGCUGGUGCUGCCAUCGAAAAAUCUGGUUACACUCCGGGGAGGCCUGCCGCCUCUGCAGGACUGCACCACCUCGGCCCUGAGAUGAGUGUCCGGCCUGAGCGGGCACACCAUGAAUAGAUACACUACGAUCAAGCAACUCGGGGAUGGAACCUAUGGUUCCGUCCUACUGGGACGAAGCAUUGAGUCUGGGGAACUGAUUGCCAUUAAAAACACUCAGCACAGAAAGUGAUGAUGAAUUGCCUGCCUUCCUGCUGCGAUGUCAGGUCCACGAAGGAUGCCCCUCUCACCGUUGUAUCCCUAGUGCCUGACAAAGCCCCUGCCACACACAGGAGGGGCUAAAGAAUAUUUGGGGCAUGAACUCCACCAGCAGACAGUGUGACGUUGACGACAGAGUGUGAGAGUGAGAAUGAAAAGAAAGUUUUAUUCCUGGGAGGAAUGCAUGAACCUUCGGGAGGUUAAGUCUUUAAAGAAGCUCAACCAUGCCAAUGUGGUAAAAUUAAAAGAAGUUAUCAGGGAAAAUGAUCAUCUUUAUUUUAUCUUCGAGUACAUGAAGGAAAAUCUUUACCAGCUCAUUAAAGAAAGAAAUAAGUUGUUUCCUGAAUCUGCUAUAAGGAAUAUAAUGUACCAGAUAUUACAAGGACUUGCAUUUAUUCACAAACACGGCUUCUUCCAUCGGGACUUAAAGCCUGAGAACCUCCUCUGCAUGGGCCCAGAACUUGUGAAAAUUGCAGACUUCGGGUUGGCCCGAGAAAUCCGAUCAAGACCCCCAUACACUGACUAUGUAUCUACCAGAUGGUACCGGGCUCCAGAAGUGCUCCUGAGGUCUACCAACUACAGCUCCCCCAUUGACAUCUGGGCGGUGGGCUGCAUCAUGGCCGAAGUGUACACCCUCAGGCCACUCUUCCCCGGGGCCAGUGAAAUUGACACCAUCUUCAAAAUUUGCCAGCUGCUGGGGACACCCAAAAAGACCGACUGGCCUGAAGGCUACCAACUCUCUAGUGCGAUGAACUUCCGCUGGCCCCAGUGUGUACCCAAUAACUUAAAGACCCUGAUUCCAAAUGCGAGCAGCGAAGCCAUUCAGCUCCUGAGAGACAUGCUCCAGUGGGAUCCCAAGAAACGGCCAACAGCUAGUCAGGCUCUUCGAUAUCCUUACUUCCAGAUUGGGCAUCCACUGGGCAGCGCCACACAGAGCCUUCAAGAUUCAGGAAAAGCACAGAAGGAUGUCCUGGAAAAGGCAGGCCCACCUCCUCACAUCAAGCCGGUCCCCCCCACCCAGCCCCCAACCAAGCCACACCCGCGGAUUUCUUCGAGACAAUAUCAAGCCAGCCAGCCCCCUCAGCAUCUCAUGUACCCCUUCAAAGCAGAGGCUUCCAGGACAGAUCACCCGAACCAUCUCCCGGAGGACAAGCCAAGCCCAUUGCUCUUCCCAUCCCUCCAUACCAAGAAUCCUCCGUCGAAAACGCUAGCUGGCCUGGAACACAAAAAUGGGGAGAUCAAGCCCAAGAGUCGGAGAAGGUGGGGGCUUGUGUCCCGGUCGACAAAAGAUUCCGAUGACUGGGCUGACUUGGAUGACUUGGAUUUCAGUCCGUCCCUCACCAGGAUUGACCUGAAAAACAAGAAGAGACAGAGCGAGGAGACUCUCUGCAGAUUUGAGAGUGUUCUGGACCUGAAGCCCUCUGAGCCCGUCAGUACAGGCAACAGCGCCCCCACCCAGACCUCCUAUCAGAGGCGAGACACACCAACCCUGAGGUCCGCGGCCAAGCAACACUACCUGAAACACUCGCGAUACUUGCCUGGAAUAAAUAUGAGAAACGGCAUACUUCCAAAUCCAGGCAAGGAUUUUAUUCCAUCUAAUCCGUGGUCUAGUUCUGGUUUGUCUGGAAAAUCUUCAGGAACAGUAUCAGUAAUCAGCAAAAUAAAUUCCGUUGGUUCCAGUUCUACAAGUUCUAGUGGACUGACUGGCAACUAUAUCCCGUCCUUUCUGAAAAAAGAAGUUGGUUCUGCUGUGCAGAGGGUACACUUGGCACCUAUUCCAGACCCUUCUCCUGGCUAUUCUUCCCUGAAGGCUGUGAGACCUCAUCCCGGGCGACCUUUCUUCCACACCCAGCCUAGAAGCACUCCCGGGCUGAUGCCCCGACCUCCGGCUGCCCAGCCAGUGCACGGCCGGACCGACUGGGUUUCUAAGUAUGCGUCUCGGCGAUGACCAGCAUGAAGCUUCUGGGCUCAGGGGAAAGCAAGACACGGUCCCUCGGCCAGCUGGUGUUCUGCCGGCGAGAAACCGGCAGACAGUAUGAAAGCAAACACUUUAUAGUUAUUCUUCUGAACUAAGACAUUUCAAUAUUCUUUUUAAGAUUUUUUUUAAAUAUUGAUUUGAAUGCAAUACCCUUUUUUUGUACAAAAUUAUUUUAUUCUAAAACUGGGUCCCAUUAUUUUCUUAAACAGCGCAUUUUGUAUAUAUGGAUUAUGUUUUAGCAUUUUAUACAGUCAACUUUGUAAUGAACUUUUUAAAAAUUAAUUGAUUUUCCUUUGGGGUUCCAGAUAAUAUUUUAUACAGAUUUUUAAAAAUGUAAUAAUAUUGAUGCAGUAUUGCAGCAGGGGUGCAAUUGAAGGCCACCCGAUAGAGGGUUAUUUACUCAACGCGGGCAGAUAUUUGUGAAGUGGUUAAAUUUUAAAUGUGGCACACUGGUACUACAGGCUUUCUUGGACCGACCUCAGCGCUAGAUAAAUGAUCUGCUUUUCUCAAUAUCAGGUUAUUGGUUUGAUUUUGUGACACCACUGUGCUGUUCUAAAAAUACUAUUAUGCAAUGAAUUUCCCAGCUGAAAGAACUCUAAAUAGUUUUUGGAAUUUUUACAACAACCCUUUUUGGUGGUUGGAGAUAUGCAAGGUGGUUGGAGAUAUGAACCAGGUUUUAUUAUGCUGGACCAUCACGUUCUAUUUUCUCCCAUUUUUUUUUUAUGUUUCUUCCAUUUUUGAAAUCCAGUUGUAUAAGUAUCCCCAAAAGGGAAGCUUUUGAAGUUAACAGAUCUUUAACAUAAAGGUGAACACAGUCCGUUAGACUUGUAUCCCUAUCAAGAUGCACGACCAAAAAGCUAAGUUUCAAAGCAGCAGAAGAUUUUUUUUAUUAUAAUAACUGAUCAACUUUUGCAUUCAGCUCAGUUCUCCAGGCCUGGCAAGGAACAGACGAUGAAGAAUCUUCUGUCCUAGCCACAUUCUCAGGGCACUUUGGGGAGCAGGAAAGAUUUAUGGGAGAGGUUCCACUGACCUGGGAAGUCCCAGCUACCACGAGGGUCAUGUAGGUAGCGUGCCACAUUUGAACUCUUAACCCUUGUGUAGUUUCUUCACACAGUGGGAACUCUAUGUGUUGGACAGAGGCUGUUCCAUUGAGAGGAAUGUUUACAGCAAUUUUGAAAAUGACAAAGCUAGUUUGGAGACAGAAAAAGACAAAAGGUCCGCUCUUCGUCCAUCUCUGUAGGGUAUAUCUGCCUCCAGCAGUGGUUCCCUGAAAGGCAGGAGGGAAGGUCUCUGCCAGGGAACACGAUACAAACUCAGUAGCGUGUUGACUCACAUUCUCCCAGGCCCCAAGCUACUCUCAUUUGGUUCCAGGUUCCAGGAUCUAGCAGGCUGAGCCAUAUGAAAUUGUCUGUCAUUUCUGUAGGUUAAAAUGAUAAAGUGAAUAUUGGCACUUUGAUAUGAUUCAACCCAAUAUGUGGGUAAAUUAUUGCUUUGAUGUAUUAGUAGUAUGUUGCAGCCUGAACAAAUUGCCAUGGCUCCCAAAGGGGCCUAAUCUAAAUCAGGGAGUAAUUUCUGCUUUGGAGAAUCUGGCACAACAAUGUACUUGACCAAGCACUAUGAUCCCUAGGGGCAUGAGAAAAGCACAUAAUGGAUGUGGAUUUGAUAGGUAAUAUUUUCUGUUAACAAACUGGCAGCAAAGCUUCAGAGAACAAAUAUGUAUAUGUAAGCACAACUUGAAGCUGAGUUCACUUCUGUAUUAUAUUCUCAACUCAUUAUCUAAAGCAAAAGAAAAUGUGUUUUCAGAGAUGAGUCCUUUACUGCAAUUAAUAUUUAUUUUCCCUUUCUGUAUUAUAUAUAAAAAGUAAGUUAAUCUGUAACCUUACCCAGCUUGCUGGAAAGCUGGUUUUAAAUUGUAAAUACCUCUUAGAGAAGCGAAUGGAUUGUGAAUACCAUAUUCUUGGCACUCUAGCUUAUGUUAAGGUCAUGACAUUUUUUAAAUUGAAAAAACCUAGUCAUCUGGUUAUUACACAUUAUAAAAUUGUUUUUGUAAUACUUUUAUGGGCCCAAAUUCAGAAAAUAUUUCCGUUUUCGUCCUCUUACUUUUUCCUUUAUUUAUGAGUAAACAACUUCCCUUAGAAAGCCAAACAUGUUUAUCCAUAUGAAAGUCGAGAAGCUGAUGUGCAGUUGAGAAAACCAGAAGACUGAAAAAACAAUGUAAAUCCUAAAGAACCAGCAAAAUCCUAGAAAGUUCUCUCUUUUUUUUCCCCCCAUAAUGGGUAAAGGACAAAUGUGUAUACAUGCUGUUUACUAUAGAAGGGAAUCGUGACCAUUUUUUGUUAAGUGAAAAUCAAAUGCUACCAAGUGUGUAUAUCUUUUAGUUAGUAGAGAAUUAUACGAUGUACCAUAAGACACCAAGAGGAAUGAAAGAGUUUCACUGUACCUUUUUCAUGACUAUACCUCAUUUCCGGUCAGAAAGCUUUUCGGGAUGUCAGGAAAUGGUACAGGGAUGGCUCUCAUUGCACACCCAAAGGUCCAGUGAUAAUGGUGUGCCAGGCAGUACAUGUGUGAACUGCAAGGCAAGCUGCAUGGGCAUAAAAGCUACUCUUGGUGUGAUUGUUCAUCUUACAAUAAAAUUCCAUUAAUUACUAAGCACUCACCCAGCUCAUGUAUGAUAGGGUUUAAGUAGGAAGAAAAUUGAUUUUCAAACAGUUUUUUUUCAGACACCUCUCUUAUAGAUAGCCUAAAGGAUUGUAUACAUAUAACUAAUUGACAUUGUGUCAUCUUCUGACGUUAUCAAAAAUUGAAUACAAUCAAGGUAACGCCUAAGUACAAAUACCGGUACUACUGGGGCUCAUGGGCACCAUCUUUUCUCAUGAACUAGUGUUUCCCUACCAUCGAGCCAUCGUUUUGUGCCAUUUAGGAGAAAAGGAACACAGGCUGUAUGUUCCAGCUCAGUGUAUGACCAAAAGCAAUAUGUUUAUAAGAAAAUGUUUGACAUGCUAAUUAUUUUAUAUCAUUUAAAGCAUACUGUAGCAACUCGUUUGUUUAAUAUAUGUGCUUAAUUUUUAGAAUUAUUUUUACAAUUUCCAACCAAAGUACUGUAUUUUAUAUAACUUAUUGUGAGGACCCCUCAUGGAAACUAUUAAGACAAACUGGAGGCAAGCAUCACAUCAAUCUGUAUUAUCAGUUUCUUAGAGACACUGUGCUAAUGUGAAUUUGAAAUGACCCAAACAGUCUUCUGAUCUCAGAUGUCUUAGUACUGAUAGUUUAAUCACCGGAUUUGAAUCCAAGGAAAUAGCUGAGAAUAUAUUUAUUUAAAAAGCAAAUAUUCAUAAUAAUGAGAAUAGAGGAGGACAGAAAACCACUGACACAAGCCCCUUCUGAAAUAAAAUACUGCGUUUUGAAUAGUUUGUCCUAAGGUGUUUAAAAACGUUAACUUUAUGUAAGGAAAAUUCUGCUCCAAAUAAAGUUACAGUUAAAGGAA